GAGAGGCCAGUCCAGCCUGCCAGGCCCCUCACCAUUGCUAAGGGCCCUUCUCUCUCUGGUGUGGACGCACCUUCGGCCAUAUUGGGCACUUGGGGAAGCUCGGGCUCCCCAUGCCUGGCUCGCAUCCACCCCUGACCCCGCGCUCCCAUCUGCCCAUGUCUGUAGUGCCCCCCUCCCCCGAGCUGGUGAAGAGGGUCCGAGACCUCUACCACAAACGCCUCCCAGAUGUUCGCUUUCUCAUCCCGGUGCUUAAUGGCCUGGAGAAGAAGGAGGUGAUCCAGGCCUUGCCCAAACUCAUCAAAUUGAACCCCAUCGUGGUGAAGGAGGUCUUCAACCGCCUGCUGGGCACUCAGCAUGGGGAAGGGAACUCGGCCGUGUCGCCCCUGAACCCCGGGGAGCUGCUCAUCGCCCUCCACAACAUUGACUCCGUGAAGUGCGACAUGAAGUCCAUCAUCAAGGCCACUAACCUGUGCUUCGCCGAGCGCAACGUGUACACGUCGGAGGUGCUGGCGGUGGUCAUGCAGCAGCUCAUGGAGCAGAGCCCCCUCCCCAUGCUGCUCAUGCGCACCGUCAUCCAGUCCCUCACCAUGUACCCCCGGCUGGGCGGCUUCGUCAUGAACAUCCUGUCCCGGCUCAUCAUGAAGCAGGUGUGGAAGUACCCCAAGGUGUGGGAAGGCUUCAUCAAGUGCUGCCAGCGCACCAAGCCGCAGAGCUUCCAGGUGAUCCUGCAGCUGCCCCCCCAGCAGCUGAGCGCCGUCUUUGACAAGUGCCCGGAGCUCCGGGAGCCCCUCCUGGCCCACGUGCGGUCCUUCACCCCACACCAGCAAGCCCACAUCCCCAACUCCAUCAUGGCCAUCCUGGAAGCCAGCAGCAAGCAGGACUCGGAAGUGAAGGAGGCAGCGCCAGCAGCCCUGGAGGAGGAGGACCUGGAUGCGCCGACCCAGGCCCCGCGGCCGGCCCAGGACCUCAUUGCUCUGCGCCUGGCCCAGGAGAAGGCCCUGAAACGGCAGCUGGAGGAGGAGCAGAAGCUGAAGCCACCUCCUGCGGUGCCCCCCGCCCCCCCGGGCCGCGCAGGCCCCGCCCCCUCGGAGGAGGCCAUGGACUUCCGGGAGGAGGGGGCCGAGGUGGAGGCCCCCGGCAUCUUCAUCAGUAUGGAGGAGGAUGGGGGGCUGAGCGAGGCCACUCUGCUGGACUCGAGCCAGGAGGGGCCCCUACCUGAGAAGGUAGGGCGUUCCCCCCCGUCUCCCCCUCCACAGCCAAAGCAGAAGGAGGAGCCAGCAGGGGUCCCUUCCAAAGAGGAGCGGAGCCCCCGGUCUCCAGGCCCUGCUGCCGGGGAGGAGGCUGCCCCGGUGCCCAGCCCAGAGGAGGAAGGGGGGGAGGAGGCUUCGGAGACCAAGAUGGACAGCUGACGGACCGUGGGGGCGGGGCGGGGCGGGCUGGGUCGCGGGGGAUCUUGGUUUGCAAUAAAGAGGCCUGUCUGG
Messenger RNA from Gracilinanus agilis (Agile Gracile Mouse Opossum), 1481 nucleotides. RefSeq names its product symplekin-like. Gene Ontology annotation, cellular component: mRNA cleavage and polyadenylation specificity factor complex. The transcript is spliced from 8 exons. NCBI's taxonomy places the organism in Eukaryota, Metazoa, Chordata, Mammalia, Didelphimorphia, Didelphidae. The record is from RefSeq and is a predicted model, not a curated record. Bases 111 to 1409 code for a protein of 432 amino acids.